Rhagoletis zephyria (snowberry fruit fly) is the source of this 1834-nucleotide messenger RNA. RefSeq names its product lipase member H. Gene Ontology annotation, molecular function: lipase activity; serine hydrolase activity. Gene Ontology annotation, biological process: lipid catabolic process. NCBI's taxonomy places the organism in Eukaryota, Metazoa, Arthropoda, Insecta, Diptera, Tephritidae. The record is from RefSeq and is a predicted model, not a curated record.
AUAAUAAUUAAUAAAAAAAGUAGUAUAGCAAAAAAAUGUACAAAACAUCAACGCAGAUAUAUACAACGAGGCUUUCAAACCUAUCAAGGAUCUUAUGGAUUUUAGUCAUUCUCGUACUACCUUAUACACAAGCUAAAUCAAUUUUCAAUUAUGGCCAACCAUAUCCGUUCGGCAUCGACGCCACAUCAACGACAACCACACAACUGCCACAAACAAUAACAACAACAACAACGGAAGCAUCAGCACGCGAUAUAGUAAUCGGUCCCUGUCGUUGGGUUAUCGAACGCAAAUGUCCCGACAAGGAUGUACGCUUCUACUUGUAUACGCGUCGUAAUCCUGUAGAUCGGCAAUGUUUGCACAUCGAUGAAACGCUGGACAAGUCGAACUUAACAAAUUCGAAUUUUAAUCCACGUUAUCAGACAAAAAUCAUCAUACAUGGUUACAAUGCGGAUAUGUUUAUGGGUACACUGCAGCGCAUGCGGCAAGAAUACUUAAUGCGUGAUGAAUACAAUAUUAUCUAUGUGGAUUGGGCUAUAUUGGCGCCAGGCCCCUGUUAUUUGAGUGCCGUCCAUAAUACCAAACAUGUGGGCGCCUGUGUGGCACAGCUUGUGGAGCGCAUUCUUGAAAUGGGUACUACCGAUAUGCAUGUCAUAGGUUUCUCGCUGGGUGCGCAAUUGUCGAAUUAUGUUGCGCGAAAUUUGGGCUCAUUUGAGCUUCCGCGAAUAACGGGUCUCGAUCCCGCUAUGCCGCUUUUUAUCACUGCUGGCAUCGAUGAUAAGUUGGAUCCCAGCGAUGCUGUCUAUGUAGACGUGAUACAUACGAAUGCCUUCGUGCAGGGUAAAAUAGAACGUUGUGGACACGCGGAUUUCUACAUGAAUGGCGGGAUUAUGCAACCCGGCUGCAAUAAGGCGGGUACAAACCCUUUUGGCUGCAGUCAUCAACGCGCCGUUGAAUAUUUCCAAGAAUCGAUAAGCUCACGCAAAGGUUUCUGGGGUUGGGCUUGCAGUUCGUACAUCUCCUACUUGCUCGGUAUGUGUCCGCCAACCAAUUAUCUGCUCGAGGCAGGCGAAGAUAUAAAACCCAGCACGAAGGGUAUGUUUUUUGUCGAGACCAAUGAUACAGCACCUUAUGCUUUAGGCAAAUGGACUGACUUGCCAACGUUGGGCAAACAAAAACCGAGCAUCACUAGAGCGCCAAUUACCAUUACUUUACCGCCGCCAGCAGGUUUCCAGGAUCCAUUGUUGCGUCAAAUCGAUCAAUGGAAUAAAUUGGAUACGAGUUUCAAUAAUAUUGAACAAACGCCAACGCCAUUUUCACAGGCUCCCAACGGUGAAAAUUGGACGUAUUUUAGUGGCGUUGGCACGCGUGAUAUAACCGAAAAUUUGGAGAAUGCAAAGGUGGAGCAGGGGGUGAAUUCUGUGGAGGAACAAAGUUUUGAGGAGACGAAAAAUGAGAAAGAAACUCAGGUGGCGUGGCAUGAAUAUCGACGAAAUUUAACUAAUGGUUAUAUAGAGAAUAGUAUUUUCAAAGUGCCUCAUAUUGAAGGUGAAGAGCUGAAGGGGAAGAAAAUAAGUAGACAACCGCGAGUAAAUGAAAUAAAGUGAUAAAAAAUGGAAAGGUUCAUAUUUUUAGAUUGAUAUUUAUUAGAGCUAUGAAGGGCGAAAAAUGUUGUGGGACUGUGGUGAGUAUGGAAACAUAAAAUCGUUUGAUGAAAUGAAGAUACUCGUAUAAUGGAAGAUGUGCGUGGAGACCAUAGUACGCAAAACCUCGUCUAACCUUAAAGCCCUAAUAAAUUCAAAUAGUUUCAGUGGUGUCAGCGAGUGAAUGUACGUAG